Strongylocentrotus purpuratus (purple sea urchin) is the source of this 8144-nucleotide messenger RNA. RefSeq names its product soluble adenylyl cyclase (gene adcy10). The transcript is spliced from 35 exons. Gene Ontology annotation, biological process: cyclic nucleotide biosynthetic process; intracellular signal transduction. Lineage: Eukaryota; Metazoa; Echinodermata; Echinoidea; Camarodonta; Strongylocentrotidae. The coding region runs from base 285 to 5855 and encodes 1856 amino acids. Gene Ontology annotation, cellular component: cytoplasm. The record is from RefSeq and is a predicted model, not a curated record. Gene Ontology annotation, molecular function: adenylate cyclase activity; protein binding.
GAAGUGAUCAUUUGGGAAAAGCGAACCCGAUCAUGAGCGACGCGUUCUUACACACCAUGACCGAGUACGUCUGAGCUAAUUUAUCCUGAACAUGAAGCACGCAUGCCCUGUGGACACGUGUAACAUUCUACUCUCUUUUCCCCCCAAGACAGUUUGAGGAUUUUCAUUAUGUUUAUCUUUAGUGAUUCAGAACACAGUACAAACUGUCAUAUUCGCCUGACUUUGUCUUUUUACUUUCUGAAAGUUUAAAUUUUUGGAUCUUUCUCUUGGAAUAUUGUUCAUUUAUGUUCGGCUGCUGUUUGUAUAGGCCAAGGCCUGACAGCAUUGACUCAUCAUGUUACUACGUGAAACCUCCAGUGAUGAGGACCAAGGAUGAGCACCCAAAGUCCCAAAGACUGAACCAGAAGGCUAUGGUCAUCAACAAACUGGCCACUCAUGUGCCAGAUCUGGUACUAUCCCGCUCAAAAACAACGCGACUACCCAGCAGCCAAAAAUUUGAAGGGGUGCUUAUGUUUGCAGAUAUCUCAGGUUUCACUGCAUUAUGCGAGCGAUACAGCAUGAGUUCACGAUCGGGCAGUGGCACCGAUCGUCUUUCUCGUACUCUCAACGACUACCUAGGAGAAAUCGUGGAGAACAUUCUAGGCACAGAGGGAGACGUCCUCAAAUUUGCAGGCGAUGCUUUUCUAGCCUUAUGGAAGGUGACUAGAGCAAACAUGGAUCACAUCCUAACACGCGUCAUCAAGUGCGGUCUACGUAUCCAGGAUAGAUGUGACAACUGGGACACAGAGGUUGGAGUCAAACUCAAAGUCAAGAUAGCUGUGUCUAUCGGACCCGUCCGAGUCACGACCAUAGGCAAUGAAGGAUGCAUACAUUUCGUCCUGAGCGGUCCAGCAGUACUCGAGGCGAACAUUGCUGAAAAGUUUGCUCUGUCUGGUGACGUCAUCCUCUCUCCUAAAGUGUGGGCCUACUGCCCUGACCAUGAUCUUAUUGAUCAUACUUUCAAAGCGGAUGACAAGCACAUCGCGGUGACGGCAUAUCAUCGUCGUAAACCAAAGGAACCUGGUAAAGGUAUGAAGGCAUCAUCAAGUCUUCCAGCCAACCAACGCCAGCGUGGAGUAGCUAGUAAAGGCCCUCUUAGAGAUGAGAGAUUUACAGGAUGGAGGCGGCUUUCGACUGGAGCUUACCUCCUUCAGAACCAGGCUGCUACAGCUCGGAUGGGAGGUCAGAAACCCUUGAUGACGGAUGCCAUGUACGGUGAUGCUGGGAUCACUGAUUCGGCUGUUGCACAGGACGCUCGUGGUAGACAGAGGCCUGCCGUGUUUGUUUCGCCAACGGAUGACGAGAAAGCUCGUUUACGGAAAUACAUCAUCAAGCCCGUUCUUCAAAAGAUUGACGAUGAUAUGCCCCUUGAGUACUUGUCAGAGAUGCGUCAAGUUUCUGUCGUAUUCAUCAACCUCAUAUUCGCGAGUGGCGCCGACAUUGACGAAAGCGACAGUCUUCAGGAGGCUUUCAGCAUCAUCUACGACAGCAUGCAUGCAUUUGAAGGUUGCCUGAAUAAGGUUUUCAUGUUUGAUAAGGGCUGCACAUUCUUAGCCAUCUUUGGCCUUCCAGGAUACAAACAUGAAGAUGAUUGUGCACGUGCCCUUAGAUGCUCCUAUCGUAUGAUUGAACUCCUCAAAGGAACAAACAACAUCAUCCAAGCUUCAAUCGGUGUCACAACGGGUGCUUCUUUCUGUGGCGUAGUUGGUCACGUACAUAGGCAUGAAUACACAGUAAUCGGACGAAAAGUGAACAUGGCUGCCCGAUUAAUGAUGCACUACCCAAACAAGGUGUCUUGUGAUCCAGAAACCUUCCAUCACUGCAAACAGCCUCGUGCAUUCUUCCACGAGCUCCCUCUCAGAGAGAUGAAGGGUGUGAGUGAUGCAGGUGUCAUCCAUGAGUACAUCGAAGGCGAUGAACGCCGAGUCUCGACUGGUUUCAACGCUGUUUCAAUACCGGAGUACGAGUAUCCUUUGCUCGGACGUGAUAAAGAGAUGGCCAUCUUUAUGCGUGAGCUUGAUCUUCUUCAUCAGCAGAGAAAACGGGGUGAUCAUCGGAGGAUCAUCGUCUUCCAGGGUGACCCAGGAAUCGGCAAGAGUCGAAUGAUGGAUUCAGCUAUCACGGCAGCUAUCAAAGAAGAUUACACAGUGGUGCCACUAGCGCUGACUCUGAACGAUUCGGGUACCCCGUACUACGUGGUCAAGCUCCUGAUCGCCAUCCUACUGGAUAUGGAAGAUUGUGCCAGCCACGUCGAGAGGGAACAUUCUCUCAUCCAACACAUCAAAGAAGAGAAACUACGAGAAGACCUUUGCUUGCUCAAUGAUCUCUUAGUUCUCAAGUUCCCAACAAACCCACGAUGUCUUCACAUGACCAGUGAGCACCAAACCAAGGCAUUGCACAGACUAUUGGUGCAAAUCAUCAAUCAGUCAACCACGGAUCAGGCUGUCAUAUUCGCCAUCGAUGACGCGCACUACAUCGACAACGAAUCCUGGGACUUCCUUACCCACCUUGCCUCAAGCAACUCAUCAGCAACGCUCCUACUCACCAUGCGUCCGUUGUCCGACGUUCAGCUUUGUCCUACAGCCAUGGCUGUCCUCAAUGCCCAGAAGUGCUAUCACAUCAAGCUAGGACCUCUAAACAAGACAUGCAUGGCGGCCUUGGCUUGUCAGCUCAUGGAUGUCGUUCAAGUGCCCGAAGAACUCGUCAAGAUUCUUCAAGAGAAGAGUCAUGGUAUUGCUUCUUGGUGUGAACAGCUGAUCCGUGAGAUGUUCUCAAGCGAUAAACUGCAAUUAGUACCUCGUCGCAGCCCGGAAGCCAACAAACUGGUAGGUCAGAUCAUGCCCGAUCACUCGGCACUCCAGAAGCGAAGGGAGAGUAGUAGUAGCAGCUACUCUGGCAGACUACCUAGAAGUCGACGGGCCAGCGCCGAUGAGUCUGGGCCAACGUUCCAGCUUCCAGCUGAGGCGACGAAGAGACUUCAGCAACUCGAGCAGGGUAUUGAUGAUCAGGGAGAGACAGAUACCAGUGUAGUGUGUAUUGUCGCACCCGGCGUACAACUACAAGAUCUUGAGAUACCAAACUCAAUGAAAGGUAUCGUCAUCUCUCGCAUUGAUCGCAUGAAGCCCACGCAGCAACUCAUCGUCAAAUGCGGCUCUGUACUCGGCAUGACAUUCUCUCGACGGAUGCUAGAAGCCAUCUUACCUCAUAACACGAAAUGGCGCAAGGCCAUCCUACGUAAAGCCAUACACGCACUCAUGUUGGCAGGAAUCUUCGAGUGUGCCAUGUACUUCCACGAUACUCACCCUACCUCCAAGAUGCGCAGCACACUGUCUGCGGUGGUUUCGCAUAGCCACGGGCACGGUCAUCGCUUCAAUACCAGAGUUGAUUGUCAUUGUGACGGCUAUGCUCCGGAUCUGGGUCCUAAUGCUGAAAUCACAAACUGCAGAAAUCUGCGUUUUGUGAGUGCGCUCCUUCAGGAGACGCUGUACGAAAUGCUCCUGUUAGACCAGCGCAAGAAGCUCCACCGUCUCUCCGCUCUCUACCUGGAGUCCUUCGCACACCGAUGUGACUCUUGUGGAGGUGGAGAAUUCCUGGCCGGGCAUCAGGAGACCGAUGAAGAAGACGAAGAAGAAGAAGGAGAAGAGGAUGUUGAUGACGCUAAGAGCGGGGGAGAGACGUCAGCCAGUAGCGCGCCAAAAGACGAGCCCACCAACAGUGACCGAGGCGGGGCUACUUCAAAGACCAGUACUGAAAAUGAAACAUCGAAGAGAAACGAGACGACGGGCUUGAACGUCAUGCAGGGGUUCCGAGGUCGAAACCAUUCAAUCGUCCAGCCCUUGUUAGAGAGCGAAGAAACGGCAGACAAAGACGGUGUCGAUGAGAAGCCAACGCAUCAUGUAGAGAUGGAAGAGGAGGAUGAAUCUUCAGAUGAUGAUGAUGAGGGACCACACGGGACAGGAACAGGACGCCGCAACACCAUCAGUCUCCGCAAGGGUUCGGUCGACAGUACUCUUAGCAUUAUUAGUUUUGAUGAGAAAGAUGAAUCAAAGGACAAGAGUGCACACCGGGCACACAAGGGUAGUAAGACUGAUGUUGAGUUUGAUAGCCUAGAUCUGCGAGAGUGCAGCUGUGCAGAAGUUCUCAACUCAAUCCUCUCACAGAUAGUGAGACACUGGAGAGCGGCCGGUAACACGGCUAAGACGAUCUACUAUUUGCUGGAAGCAGGCGCUGCGGCGGUUGCUACGGGCAACAACAUGCAGGCUUUGUCAUAUCUGCACGAAGCAAAGCAUUUUAUCCAGGAGCUUGAUGUAGGUGAGAAGCCGUUAGCUGAAGAUCCUAAAGAACCUCAUGAAAUCAUCAUAAAGAAGCAAGAGAGAGCCAUUAUUGAGAGGAUGAUGGGACAGACGAUGUUUCGGAUGGGCCGAGUAGAAGAAUCUGUGCCUCACUUCUAUGAAGCUCUGUCCAUACUAAGGAAUAAACAACCACAGAGUAUGACCGGGAAAUGGUCCAAACUCAUCGGGGCUGGCUUCAUGCAGCUAUUGCAUCUCUCCUUCCCCACCAGGCUCCACGGCAGAAUAAGUUGCAGAAGGUGGAAUCGGUUCAACGAGCAAGCCCGAUGCCUCACCCACUUAUGGUACUUUCACCUCAAUAAUCGUGACUUCACGCAGGCACUGGUGGCUGUCUUACAGCAGAUGAACAGAUCGGAAGCAGCUAAUAAUGAUCUCACUGAGGUUAUCAGAUCCUACAGCAACAUGAUGGAAACAUGCCAUUCCUAUCGGUGGAGAAAGCUGGGACGUCGCUAUGAAAAGAUCGCCAUGGAAAGAUGUGUUUCGUCUCCUAGAGAAGUAGGAGCAGAAGAGUUAGCCGUCAUCAGCCAUCUCUAUUGUGUUAGUAUGAAGAUACGACUAGCUCAGGGCAAGAUUCAGGGUGCCAUUGACACAGGAUACAGUGCACUGAAAGUAGCUGAGAAACUGCAUGAUAAUGAGAUGGCCAUUCAAGUACUACCAACCCUCGUCAGAGCAUUGGUGAUUGCUCAAAGGACGUCAUCAGCUAUCGAGAAGCUUAAGAAGUUGGACUAUGCGGCCACGGAGGAGGAAGAUGUCCUAGGCAAGGGAUUCUACAAUAACGGAUGCAUUGAUCUCGUUUUAGAGACCGGUGUAUCUUUAGAGAGUAACGAAGCUCUGACUCAGUUCUGUCGACAUGCAGCCAGCGAUUCGGCUUUCUCCAUCAACACCGUGCCAAGAUUCCAUCUCAUGGCAUGCCUGGCUCUAUGGUGUGCUCGUCAAAGCCGGUAUGAGAUGUCCAAUGAGUGGUUGGUUUUACUGGAAGGUGUAAUGCCUGUUCAUCGGACCUGCUUCUUAGCCAUUGAUGGCCUGCUCAAACUGGCUGAAUGUCAUCUUGUUAACUACUACAACUGCCUCAAGAAUGCCUACCAGAACACUAGGGAAAGGUCUCGUGUUAAGGCUAAGGGGAUUCUGGAUCACCUGAAAGCCGAGAUGAAGCUGUUUCCAGUCUUCAUUCCUCGGAUGUUGCACAUGAAGGCUUACUACGCCAUGUUGCUAGGCAACAGGAAUCAAGCCAAAAGGCUCCUCGCCAAGUGCUUGAAGGAGAGCGAGAAAACAGGCAACCUGAUGGAGCUGAAAUGGGCUCAACAGAGCUGGGAUUCUUGGGCUGACACUACUGGAGAGAAUGUGAAGGGUCAGGAAGGCUUGUGGCUGACUAGGUCGGCUGAUGACUCCAACACGGGUAAAGGAGGUGCAUCUGAUAUCGAGCCUGUCAAGUUCUUGUUGCCUCUUCCUCGGCCUGAUGCAGAGUAAUUGAUCGGCUCCUGACGAUCCACACACGUUUCUAACUAAGCUGUCUUCAGUCGGUUUUUACAUAUUUGGAUGAACCUUUAUCCCUUGAAGGUGAUUGGUUUUAGCUGGGCCAUUGAUGUUUCUAUCAAGUUUAUAAAGUGUAAAGAGUUGAAUGCUCAUUAAAAUUUCACCUAGAUUUUCAUACGUUUACACUCGCCUAAAUUAUUUUUGUUGUUGCAUUUGGAUUUUAUUCUCUUUCUUGCGAAUGUUACUGCAAAUAAGAUUUUGUUUGUUUUUAAGAAAAUUGCUUUGGAACGUCAUAAAAUGAUUGUUCUUUUUACACUUAACAAUUUAAUUGUGUAGGCUUAGCCUCACGUUUAUAAAAUUGUAAUUCUAAUAUUUUGAUUCAGAGAAUUCAUGAAUUUAUGAUGAUAUGAAUGAAAUUACUUCUGUCUUCCAGAACUGUCAUAGAUUGAAUCGCCUAGGCAUUGAUUACAAUGUUUUCUGUACAUAGAGAGGAUAUAAGUUAUCUUGUAAGAAUUGUUUUUAGAAUACAUGUAUUUAUGAAAUUGAAAUUACCAGGCUUGUCUAUAAGGAAUAUGUUAGAAAUUGUUUAUUGUCAUUGUUGUUUUUUAAUAUGUAAAUAUUUAUUAUCGAUCUCUGAUAUUUUUUUUAUCAAAAUAAUAUUACUCAAGAAUAAACUGCAAAUAAUUUUAAUUUAUUAUGAUAUCAAAAUAUUUACCUAAACAGAUCUUACUGUUUGCCUUAAAAAGAGGAAUAAUAUUACAUGACUAUUGUAACGGCAUACAGAAUUUAAAAAUAGAUACUUGUCUUUUUUGCAUUACAAAAAAUAGAAAUGUACAUUUUGUUUUGUAUGUUGACAACUUGUUUAAUUUAAAGACGGGAUUAAUUCAAAAGAUUGUACAACAUUACGAUUACAAAGACGUUUGGGGCCUAUUAUGUAGUCAUUUUGGGGGGAUGAAUUGGCCAUUUUGCUCAAGUACUUUCACUCUGUUCAUUUCUUGCUUGAGGUGUUGUAUUCAAGAGGUUUGAGCACUUGACUAGAGAUGCAACAGUUUGAGGUUCGUGCCUUGACAUGACUCUUGAGUGGUGUGGAAAGAGAUUUAUCUACAGUCUGCGACACUUUACCCAGAUAUAGUUAAUUGGUACCGGAUAGGAUUUAUUAAUGCAUGCACUAGACACCACGGCAGCUAAGUCAAUGAUAUUUGCAAGAGCGCAGAGACGCGGUUCCAAAGUGCGAUGAAUGUUUUUGAAAAUGCUUUAUUAUUAUCACCAUUCAUCAAAUAAAGUGGCCUCUACCAAAUAAGAUAUGCGGCAGCUAUGUGUUUGGGCUUCCUUUCUGUCUUCUACUUUAGGUUUAUCUCUUCGCCCAACGCACAGACCUGAAACUUCAAACCAGGUGCAAUAUGCUCAUUUUCUCUCAGGUUCAGUUGGUCAAAGGUUAUUAGUUAUUGUUAUUAAUUGAUGAUACUUGAGUGGGCAACCACUAUAAAGAUGACUCUGGUGUAAAGAAAUACCCAAUUCUCAGUCUGUAAAUACAUACCACUAGAAGAGCCUCAUAUGUUGGUGUAUUCAAAGUUUUGUUGAAGACGCACUUGUUUAUAGGAGCUUUUGAAUAGUUUUGUUUAAAUCAUUUUAUUGUGUAUUUGUAAGGUCGCGCUGUUGGGAGUUUUUUUUUCUUCAUCACAGCGCAAAAUUGAUUAGCUGCGCUAUAUAAAUUGAUGUAAUUAUUAUUAUUACAUGAAGAUAUGUUAGAUGAAUAAAGGGAUUCAUCAUUGCAUUUAGUUGCUAUCAGUGAUACUUUAGAACUCUUAUUGAUGCAAUCAGGUAAAGAAAUGUACGUCGUCAUCUCUAAUUAUUAAAAUUGAUCAUUCCAUAUUUAUUCGAAUACUUUAAUUUCUUCUUUAAAUCGACCACACUACAGUAUUCCUCUUUCAGUGUUUCUCGUCGACAGUUACACAGACGUUCUACAAUCUUUGUUCUACGAUGUAGAAUAAAUUAUAUGUCAAAUUUAACAUUGCAAUUCAUCUCUCAAGGUUAUAUUUUUCACGUACGUGUUAUUGGUAUUUUAUCGCCCUGGAUGCAUUUUAUCCGAUUCGGGCGACCUGAUAAUUGAUUUUAUAAUAAAAGUCUUCAUACCAUUGUACUGCGUUACUAAUUAUAUCUGUUAUAAAGAUAAUUGAUUAUACAAAGUUUUUACACCCUGAUUAUCCCAAUUCAACUCUUUUAUUGAAUUUUCAUUGUAAAAUAUCCGAAUUUUCUGCAUUAAAUUUCGAAAUUUCUAUGAAA